Molecule: messenger RNA, 375 nt
Organism: Histoplasma mississippiense
Lineage: Eukaryota; Fungi; Ascomycota; Eurotiomycetes; Onygenales; Ajellomycetaceae
Exons: 3
Coding region: 1-375 (124 amino acids)
Source: RefSeq, a predicted model, not a curated record
AUGUUUCUCCAACGCCUCCCCGCAAUCCUGGUGCUGUACAAGCUCACGCCAAAAAGUGUGCAAGAACUGGAAGGAGACCUUGAGUUGGCGCGGUUUUUCUCUCUUGAACAUGCCCGCCACCUUUUCCCCAAGCUCGGAGAAGGGGAUACUGAAGAGACUAAUCUCAUCCGUGCUUUUUUCCCUAGUUCUCGCGCGGUCUACACGAGGGCCAAAGCAUCUGGGACCUACCAAACCCUCACGAUGGGCGAAGUAGCGACUGCCAAGGAGGAGAGCACAUCGAGCUCCAGUCAGCUUUCUCGAGGUCUGAACCUUGGUCACGGAAAACGAGCAUCCAUUUUGAGGAUAGCGGAGGCGAACAAGUGUGAUCGUAAUUAG